GUGACAGUAAGUGAUGAGAAGCACGAAAGCCAAUUGAUUCACUACACCCUCUCUGGACAUGGGGUUGACAUGAAGAAGAGGUCCAGAAGUAAAUUUGAUAUCAACUCGACUUCGGGUGAGAUCUACGCUCUGCGACCACUGGAUCGAGACCUGCCGUCAGGUCGACCCCAAUGGACGUUAGCUGUGUUUGCGGAGGACGAGCGCACCCGUGGUCUCGUAGGCUAUGCCGAUGUGAUUGUUAAUCUCAAAGACAUUAACGACAAUUCACCCUAUUUUGCGUUCACACACUACACGGCAAAUAUUACUGAAAACGCAACGGUCGGCCACUAUGUGACUACAUUGACGGCCAUCGAUGUGGACGACCCUAAUGAGGGCGGAAACGCCAAAAUCACGUAUACUAUAGAAGACAAUAAAGUGAACGAUAGGGGAGACCUUAUAUUCUCAAUCGACGCCCAAUCGGGAGUUAUUAGGACUGCUGUUUGCUGUCUCGAUAGGGAAACUCAUUCCGAGUACACCAUUAAAGUAGUCGCCACUGAUGGUGAUGGACUUAAGUCGGCCACAAGUGUCACCAUAACAGUGACUGAUGUGAACGAUAUGCCCCCGAAGUUCAGCAAAAAAGAUUGGUUCGUAGAGAUUGAUGAAAUGGAUGUGCGGAACAACACCGAAGACUUAUUAGUGCCACAAAUGCCUAUUCUUAUAGUGACAGUGACUGAUGCAGAUUUGUUUGAAUCAAAUAAAUUUAUGUUCAAAAUAAUUGAUGCCGAUCAGAGCGGACUUUCUGUCAUUAGUUACCGAAUAGACAGGGAUUCAGACAAAAGGAAACAAUUCUCAAUCGAUUCCAACGGAAUCAUACGAUUGGAGAGAAGUCUGGAUCGCGAGAAGCAGUCGACACAUAAACUGGUCAUUUGGGCCACAGAUGACGGAAUGCCUGCCAAGUCGUCGACCGCAACACUAGUCAUAACUGUCGACGACGUGAACGAUAACGCGCCGACACUUAUAAACGACUACUUGAGUACAAUUCUGGAGAAUUCUUUACCACAAAGAAUCGGUGAAAUAUUUGCCACUGAUUUGGAUGACCCGUCCAAAGGAAAUGGUCCGCCAUUUACCUUCAAAUUAGAUCCAAAAGCCUCGGAUGUGAUUCGCGAAGGCUUUAAAGUACAAUACGACCCGAACGGAGAGGGAAAGGCUAUUAUAUACUCGCGGACGACGUUUGACAGAGAGGUAGAGAAGGAAUAUCUGUUACCCAUUGUUGUCAAAGACAAUGGAUUUCCGGCGCAAACGGCGACCACUACUCUGACAGUUGUUAUCGGAGAUGUGAACGACAACCACAUGAGGAACGGGUGGAAAAGGAUUACAGUUUUCUAUAUUAAAAAUAGUGAUUCGAAGAGAAGACAAAUGACUCAAAUAGGAAGAGUGAAUGUGGACGACGAGGACGACUGGGAUGUAACAGAUAAGACAUUCUUCUGGUUCGACCACAAACCUGAAGCCAACUUUGAUUUAGACUCCAAGACUGGUGUAAUAAGUAUGAAAAAUGUGACGAAAGGUGAUUAUGAACUCAAGUUUACGGUAUUUGACCAACACUUCCGACAAGAAGUUCAGUCCAAAGUCUGGAUAAAAGUGAAGGAACUUCUAAGAGAAGAAGUUCUUAACUCAGGAUCCAUAAGAAUAUCCGGAAUAACAGCUCUUGAGUUCAUUUCUGUUUGGAAUUGGAAAACAAGACAACAAAUCAAAAGUCUUUACGAAAGGAUGAGAGACUCCAUCAGACGAGUCAUCAGAUGCGAUGAAAUUGAAAUCUUUAGUCUUAUUGAGAGACAGGAGAAGCCUCUGAUUAUUGACGUCAGAUAUUAUGCAAAAAGAAAUUCAUUGAUUCUGUCGUCAGUUUUCCUCAAUUCAGUGAUUCUCCAGAAUAGAGGGAUACUUGAGAACGAGUUAGAGUUGAAUAUCACACAAAUUGGUAUAAAUGAGUGUCUGGGCGAAGAGGGCCAUCAAUGCGAGUCAAUGAGCUGUACGACAGACCACGUAUUGGAUGAGUUGAGCCCUAUUCUCACAAAUGGGAACUACACUUCUUUAGUGGGAAUUAACUUAAAAACAAAAGCCGAUUGUGUCUGCAAUUACGAUGAAAAGCGAGACAGAAAGGAGUCGUGCGCUGACCACCAGUGCCUUAAUGGUGGCACUUGUGUUCAGUCAGACCAUUCAAAUUAUGUCAGAUGUGACUGUCCUCACGAUAUGGAUGGGCCGGAGUGUCAGAUGAGAAGUCGAUCGUUCACUGGCCAGGGAUGGCUUUGGUUGGAAGGCUUUUCCCAGUGCAGUGAAUCGCAUAUUAGUCUACAAUUCAUGACACAAAUGGCAAACGGACUCAUCUUCUACUUCGGACCCAUAGCCCCGCCAUCAGAGAGCAAUCGAUUCCACAAAAUAACCACUGAUUUCAUGUCUCUUGAGUUGAGAAACGGAAGGGCUCGACUACUCUAUGAUUUCGGUUCGGGCGCUGAAGAACUUGUGGUUCAAAGUCCUCAUCCGCUAAAUAACGGCGAAUGGCAUACAAUUGAUAUCAUAUUUGACACCCAAUCCAUCGGAGGGGUAUCUCAUCAUUCAUUGGAUAAGUACUACAAUUGGCAAUACCAACACACCACCAUUGGAUUCAAUGGUUGCAUCAAGAACAUUGUUCACAACGGAUUCCUAUACGACAUGAAUAAUGUUCCCCAUUCUGUGAAUACAGUGGUCGGAUGUCCGACCGGUGUUUCGACGUGUAAUUUACUGUCCAAGUCGUGCGAAAACGGAUUCUGCGAGGGCUCGUACAAUAUAGCCCGGUGUGUAUGUAGGCCCGGGUGGCACGGAUUCAAUUGCCAUCAGCCCACUCAGCCCAAGAUGUUUAAAGCCAGAAGUUUUGUCAGAUUGAGUCUGGCGUUUGACUUGAAUCCAUUCGCGACAUCGAUAUCACUGCGAUUUCGUAGCCGUCAAUCGCACGCAGAACUGAUCCGAUUAUCAAAUAGAGAUCGCAAACAGUACUGUCUCUUAGAAAUCCGUGACUCCAAGAUUAGAUUCCGUUAUAAUAUGAAUCGUAUGCACGGAAUGGAUGAGAAAGAAUUGACACUCAAUUGGGUUCAUGUGAGCGAUGGUCACUGGCAUGACAUACAUAUCACCCGAUUUGGCGGAUCAGCGAUUAUGGCGCUCGACGGCGGGGGUGUUCAGAGGAUUACCACAGUUAUGGACUUUAAUAGUACGGAUCAACUUCUAAACUAUGACAGGAGUAGUCUUGUCGUUGGCGGUGAUGUUCACUAUCUGGGUGUUGGAGCCACUGUUGUGGACAAUGACUUUGCUGAUGGUUGUAUUAAUGACAUACGCAUUGAUGGACACUAUAUAUCGUUGGAGAACUCAUCAGAUAUAUCAUCAAUAGUGGAGGGAAGACAUGUGAUCGAUGGAUGUCUUUCCAACAAUCCAUGUCAGACCAUCUCUUGUCAGCAGCCAUUCGUUUGCAUUGAUUUAUGGCUUAAGCAUAAGUGCAGUUGUCCGAAAGGUUACAGAAUGACAGCCGACGCCACCAAUUGUACGAAAGAUACUCAAUGCGCGCGAAACGCCUGUAAUGGCAAAUGCGGCACUCAUUCCGAUGACCCGGCACUCAGCUACCAGUGCCAGUGUCCACACAAUGACUGCACAGACUUGUCUGAAACCUACUUCAGGCUCAACACGACAGCCAUCGCUGCUAUUACUUUGUGUGCUAUCAAUAUUCCGCUUUCUGUCAAAAUGAUAGCACCGAACCAUUUGGCGGAUAUAAUCAGGGACCAUUUGGAUAAAAAUGACUCCGAAUGUAUGGCUAACGACGAGCUCCACAAGUAAUCAU
Messenger RNA from Oppiella nova, 3838 nucleotides. NCBI's taxonomy places the organism in Eukaryota, Metazoa, Arthropoda, Arachnida, Sarcoptiformes, Oppiidae. The record is from the annotation of a GenBank genome assembly.